Messenger RNA from Candida tropicalis MYA-3404, 690 nucleotides. Its product is annotated as mRNA splicing protein. The record is from RefSeq and is a predicted model, not a curated record. Gene Ontology annotation, cellular component: U2-type catalytic step 1 spliceosome. Bases 1 to 690 code for a protein of 229 amino acids. Gene Ontology annotation, biological process: mRNA splicing, via spliceosome. NCBI's taxonomy places the organism in Eukaryota, Fungi, Ascomycota, Pichiomycetes, Serinales, Debaryomycetaceae. The transcript has a single exon.
AUGUCAGAACGAAAGGCAAUCAACAAGUGGUACCCGCCAGAUUAUGACCCAUCCCAACUCCCAAAGAAGAAACCCAAGCAGAAUGGUAAUCAAACAAUCAAGAUUCGUAUGAUGGCUCCAUACUCCAUGCGAUGCCUUAAAUGUGACGAAUACAUCGGAGAACGAAGAUCAUUCAAUGCAAGAAAGGAGGUCACACAAGAGAAAUACUUAAACACCAAAAUCAUUAGAUUUUACAUCAACUGCCCCGGAUGUAACAAUACCAUUACAUUCAAAACCGAUCCCAAGAAUGCUGGAUACACCCCUGAAGGAGGUGCAGUACGAAAUUUUGAAAAGAAAAAGCAGCCACAAACUGAAACCGAAGAUGAUUUACUUGAUAGAUUACAGAAAGAGGAAGAAGAGGACAAGAAGUUUAAAGAACUCCAGGAAAAGAGAAAGAAGAACCCGUUUUGGAAAGAACAAUCUACUGGAAUGGAAAACUUGGAAAAACGUUUACAAGAACAACAGAAACAACAAGUACUUAAUGAACAAUUAGAGGCAAUUCAAUCCAAAGUCGAUGUGGAUAAAGAAAAACUAGAAGACAUGGCUCGAGAGAAACUAAAUCAAUCCAAACGUAAACUUGACAUUCCUCAAACUAUUAAACUAAAGAAAAAACCUAAACUAUUGGUAAACUACUCAAGUGAUUCAGAUUAA